AUGCCAACAGGGCGUCUGGCCAAAUGGCAGAUGAUUCUUUCAGAAUUUGAUAUUGUUUUCACUUCGCAAAAGGCCGUCAAGGGGCAAGCUAUAGCCGAUCAUUUGGCGAAAAAUCCAAAGGACGAUGAUUAUCAACCUCUCCAUACCUAUUUCCCUGAUGAAAAGGUCUUAUUUGUUGAUGUCAUAGAAGAUAUGAGCGAGCAGUGCCCUGAGUGGAGAUUAUUUUUCGAUGGUGCAGCCAAUUCUUUUGGAAUCGGAAUAGGAGCAGUCCUUGUAUCCCCGGAGGGGAGGCAUUACCCUGGAGCCUCUAAGUUACAAUUUGCUUGCAUGAACAACAUGGCUGAGUAUGAAGCAUGUAUUUUUGGUCUCAAAAUGGCUUUGGAAAUGGAGGUUAAGGAGUUAAUAGCCUUCAGUGAUUCAGAUUUACUCGUGCACCAAACAUUGAAGCAGUGGGUAACCAAAGAUUCAAAAAUCCUGCCAUACCACUGUAAUUUGCUCAAUUUGGCUAAACAAUUUCAAAGUUUGGAAUUCAGACAUCUCCUACGAGCUCGAAAUGCAUUUGCAGAUGCCUUGGCCACUUUAUCUUCCAUGAUACAAUAUCCGGACGAAUUGGGAAUGGAGCCUAUCCGGAUUCAACUCCAAGACAAGCCUGCUCAUUGUUGGGUCAUAGACAAGACAUCUGGCAAUAGUCCUUGGUACAAUGAUAUUAAGGAAUUCAUCAAAACCGGAUCUUACCCUCCAGAAGCCAGUGCAAAUGACAAGGGUUUCCUACGCAGAAUGGCCUCGAAGUUUUUCUUAAAUGGAGAGAUAUUAUACAAAAGAACCUCAUAUUUGAACCUCUUAAGGUGUAUCGAUGAAGUUGAAGCUCAAUACAUGAUGAAAGAGGUGCAUAGCGGCGUCUGUGGAUCUCACAUGAAUGGACAUUUGUUGGCAAAGAAAAUCAUGAGAACCGGGUUUGUUGGUUCUGGUUUGGGUUGUAGCGGUUGCAACUGGUGGAGGUGGAAGCUGGAUGGCAACUGGUUGGUCUUGGAGAAUGCAGAAGGGAGUUUGCUCACGGGUUCUCACAAGUACUUCACCAAAUGGGUCGAAGCGGAAUCAUUCAAGCAUGUGACAAAGAAGGUGGUGGCGAAUUUCUUAAGAGAUCACAUCAUAUGCAGAUUUGGGGUGCCGGAAACAUUGAUUACAGACAAUGCCAAGAAUCUCAACAAUGAUAUGGUGGACGGGUUAUGCGAACAAUUCAAAAUCAGACAUCGCAACUCCGCCAUCUAUAGGCCGCAGAUGAAUGGAGCCGUAGAGGCUGCAAACAAGAAUUUGAAGAAAAUCAUUCGCAAGAUGACUGAAAAGCAUCGUGAUUGGCAUGAAAAGCUUCCUUACGCACUAAUGGCGUAUCAGACUUCUAUUCGAACAUCAACUGGGGCGACACCCUACUCGCUCAUGUAUGGAAUGGAAGCUGUGCUACCUGCCGAGGUCGAAAUCCCUUCACUGCAUAUUCUAAUGGAAACCAAGUUGGAAGAGGCUGAUUGGAUAAAGCAGCGUCAUGAACAACUAUCUUUGAUUGAUGAAAAACGGUUUAAUGCCAUUUGUCACGGCCAAUGUUACCAAAAGCGCAUGGCUCGAGCCUACAACAAGAAGGUCCAUUUGCGUACAUUUGAAGAAGGCGACAAAGUGCUAAAGCGGAUUUUGCCGGUGCAAGAUGAGGCCAAAGGCAAGUUCGCUCCAAAUUGGCAAGGGCCAUUCAUUGUUCAAAAGAUUCCUUCCUACGCUCAAUUCUUGAAGGAUAUCAUGUCCAAGAAAAGGAAGCUUGUGGAUAAUGAGACAAUCAUAUUAAUAGAGGAAUGUGCAAGUGUAUCUUUGAUUCCUUUAUCUAUUGCUAGAAAGUUGUGGUUAAUUGAAUUAAAGACUACCAACAUUACAUUGCAGUUGACGGAUAGGACAAUCAAGUAUCUUAUAGAAGUGUUAGAAAAUGUGCUCAUGAAAAUUGAAAAACUUAUUAUACCUGUAGAUUUUGUUAUCCUAGAUAUGGAGGAAGAUAUGAACAUGCCUAUAAUAUUAGGUAGACCAUUUCUUGCCACUGUCGGUACUUUAUUUGAUGUACAAGAAGAUAAGCUUUUAUUUGGAGUGAAUGGUAAAACUAUAGUUUUUAAUUUGUCCAAUGGGAAGUGUAUUCACUCUACUAACUCUAGUUCUGAGGAUUCACAGGUUGCCAUGGUUACUCAUGAGAUGGAGUUAAAGGAAGAAAAAGUACCUCCUACCAUCAUAAAGGGAUCACCGGGAGCCAUUUCGAUCAAGAAAGUUGAGUAUUUUUCUUCAUUUCAUAGUGGGAUAGGUGAUUCACUAAGUGAGUUUGAAAAUGGUUAG
This is a messenger RNA of Coffea arabica (coffee), 2358 nucleotides long. NCBI's taxonomy places the organism in Eukaryota, Viridiplantae, Streptophyta, Magnoliopsida, Gentianales, Rubiaceae. The record is from RefSeq and is a predicted model, not a curated record.